Messenger RNA from Psammomys obesus (fat sand rat), 657 nucleotides. RefSeq names its product 60S ribosomal protein L32-like. The record is from RefSeq and is a predicted model, not a curated record. Gene Ontology annotation, cellular component: ribosome; cytosolic large ribosomal subunit. Gene Ontology annotation, molecular function: structural constituent of ribosome. Gene Ontology annotation, biological process: translation. The transcript has 3 exons. Lineage: Eukaryota; Metazoa; Chordata; Mammalia; Rodentia; Muridae. Bases 1 to 657 code for a protein of 218 amino acids.
AUGAGCAGGCCCGGCAUCUAUGUGGGUUCUGGGGAUCCAAACCCUGGCCCUGCGGGGGUUGUGCAACAAUCAUACCUGCUGUGCUUCCUCUCCAACUCCCUUUGUUUUUCACAAGAUUAUAAGUUACAAGGGCUGCACCGGCAAGGCUUCCUCUUGCCUACUCAAAGAGAUCUCAAGCAGCUCCCAGUUGAGGACAUGCCUGAAGUAGAAAGGGAACUAGAAGAUCAGGCUAAAAGUGAAGUAUCUAAUGAACAAGGGAUGGUAGAGAGGCCUCUGGUGAAGCCCAAGAUUGUCAAAAAGUGGACCAAGAGGUUCCUCAGGCACCAGUCAGACCAAUAUGUCAAAGUUAAGCGAAACUGGCAGAAACCCAUCCACAACAGGGUUCGGAGAAGAUUCAAGGGCCAGAUCCUGAUGCCUAACGCUGGUUAUGGGAGCAACAAGAAAACCAAACACACGCUGCCUAGCGGCUUCUGGAAGUUUCCGGUCCACAAUGUCAAGGGGCUGGAAGAGCUGCUGAUGUGCAACAAAUCUUACUGCGCUGAGACUGAUCACAGUGUUUCCUGCAAGAACCGAAAAGCCAUCCUAGAAAGAGCAGCGCAGCUGGCCACAAUGGUCACCAACCCCAACGUCAGGCUGCGCAGCGGAAAAAAUGAGUAG